GGACUGCAGCCGCAUGAUCAAGUCCGUCGACGGCGACGGCGACGGCAAUGUGAAUUUCGAGGAGUUCAAGGUGAUGAUGAGCAACAACGCCGCCGGCACCGUUACUUCUAACGGCGCAUGAGCUUAUUCUCCAUACCACAAGUUAUGAAGAACUCAUCUGUGUUCAUGGCGGAUUCCGCUGACGAAGACUGUGAUUAUCUGUUCAAGGCGGUUUUGAUCGGGGACUCUGGAGUUGGGAAAUCAAACUUGCUGUCCAGGUUUUCCAAAGAUGAAUUCCGGCUGGAUUCCAAGCCAACCAUCGGUGUCGAAUUCGCUUACCGGAAUGUCAAGGUUGGUGAUAAACUCGUCAAAGCUCAGAUAUGGGACACUGCCGGCCAAGAAAGAUUCAGAGCAAUCACCAGUUCAUACUACCGCGGAGCACUAGGCUCGAUACUUGUGUAUGACGUAACACGGCGUAGAUCCUUUGAGAAUGUGGAGAAAUGGUUGCGUGAGCUCCGGGAGUAUGGUAGUUCCGAUAUGGUUAUUGUUCUUGUGGGAAACAAAUCAGAUUUGAGCCACUCGAGAGAGGUCACGGAGGAAGAAGGUAAAAAUUUUGCAGAGGCAGAAGGGAUAUGUUUCAUGGAAACUUCAGCUCUAGAGAAUGUGAAUGUUGAGAGACUGUUUUUAGAUAUGAUCUCUAAGAUUCACGAAAUAACGAGCCAAAAGAGUAUGGACACCAAAAUGGACGAUCAAACUAGUGCAAGUCUUCACUCUGCAAAAGUAAUCAUACGUAUUGAUGAUGAUAAUGAAGUCACAUCUACUAAACAAUCUAGUUAUUGUUGCUCAUGAUAAUUUUGCUGAGUUCAUAUAUACACUCCAUGUGGAGAGAGAGAGAGAGAGAGAGAGAGAGAGAGAGAGAGAGAGCUUGUAUAGAACUGGAAGAAUUUUGAUGUUGAUUUCUUUCGGAUCGGUUAUACUCAUAUCCGAUUUAUUGAUUCCUAUUUUCCGGUUUUACUUCUUUA
This is a messenger RNA of Argentina anserina (silverweed cinquefoil), 1001 nucleotides long. Its product is annotated as ras-related protein RABA6b. Gene Ontology annotation, molecular function: GTPase activity; GTP binding. Gene Ontology annotation, cellular component: endosome. The coding region runs from base 118 to 828 and encodes 236 amino acids. The record is from RefSeq and is a predicted model, not a curated record. Lineage: Eukaryota; Viridiplantae; Streptophyta; Magnoliopsida; Rosales; Rosaceae. Gene Ontology annotation, biological process: vesicle-mediated transport. The transcript is spliced from 3 exons.